Vavraia culicis subsp. floridensis is the source of this 968-nucleotide messenger RNA. RefSeq lists its product as uncharacterized. The transcript has a single exon. Gene Ontology annotation, biological process: proteasome-mediated ubiquitin-dependent protein catabolic process. Gene Ontology annotation, molecular function: ubiquitin-protein transferase activity. Bases 1 to 951 code for a protein of 316 amino acids. The record is from RefSeq and is a predicted model, not a curated record. NCBI's taxonomy places the organism in Eukaryota, Fungi, Microsporidia, Pleistophoridae. Gene Ontology annotation, cellular component: GID complex; cytoplasm; nucleus.
AUGAACCUAAAGGACAUCGAAAGGCGCACAUUCUUCCUGAUCGACCAAAUAAUUGCUGAUCUGAACGACGUAGACCGCAAAGAUGAGCUUGUGGCGCUCUGGCUAAAGUACCACAACCACAUCAAAAGCACGUGUUGCAACGAAAACCAAACGUUCAAAAUCUUGGAGAACACCAAAAUAGACACUAAAAACGUGGUUGAUACGCUCAUACUCGAUUACCUGCUGCGCAUUGAUGUGCACAAGGCAAAGGAGUUCAUGAAAAGAGCAGGUGGAUACACCGUGGAGUACUGGAAGAUGUUCGGGAUGAGGGACAAACUGGUAACACUCGUAGACGAAGAAAAAUAUGACGAAAUAUUGGAAAUUGUUGGCGGAAAAGAUAGGUCUGACACCGUCACACAGUUUAUAUUCAACGUAAAAAGCCUGAAAUUCAUAGAAAUGGUGCGCACUAACAACAAGGCGCUCUCCUAUAUCCAGUCAAACUUCCAAGAUCAUAAAAAAACCGAAGUACUCAAACUUGCGAAGAUGUUGCUUACCCAGCAGACUGACACACACCAGGAAUACGUCGAGAGCGCAAAGGCACUCAUACCUAAACUGUGCACUGAUAUGUUCAGCAUUCCUACCUUCUCAACACUUCCAAUCAUCUACGAAAUAGGAAUGAAAAGCUUUCAAACUCUCAAUACACCUGAGAUAAAUGCGAUGCUCGAAGUUACCUGUUCUAAAGAGCUGCCCAUCGACAUAGCACUGCCAAAAAAGUAUAUUUUUCAUUCGUAUGUGGUAUGUCCAGUGCUUAAAGUAGUGUGUGAUGAGAGCAACCCGCCCAUCCUGCUGGAGUGCAGACACGUAAUUUCUAUGGAAGCAGUGAAACGGCUCAAUUGCGCUAAUGGAUGCUUUAAGUGCCCGUACUGUCCGGUUGAGAGCAAUAUCAAUAAUGUGUACGAGAUAUACUGUUAAAGAUAGAUUUGUUCGAA